Messenger RNA from Gastrolobium bilobum, 1422 nucleotides. Its product is annotated as sulfite exporter TauE/SafE family protein 3-like. The record is from RefSeq and is a predicted model, not a curated record. The coding region runs from base 1 to 1422 and encodes 473 amino acids. The transcript has 12 exons. Gene Ontology annotation, biological process: protein ubiquitination. Gene Ontology annotation, cellular component: Cul4A-RING E3 ubiquitin ligase complex; membrane. Lineage: Eukaryota; Viridiplantae; Streptophyta; Magnoliopsida; Fabales; Fabaceae.
AUGGCUGUGCGUGGAUCAAAAUGGUGGGUUGCUGAAUGGGUUUUGGUUGUUUUUCUUCUUCUUGUCUCAGUCGCUGUUACUUCUUCUCAUCAAAACACAGUCCAGAAAACAACCUCAGCAGCAUCCAGCGAGACAAAAGGGGUUGAUGCAAAUGAUCAUGCUAAAGUAUUUUACAAACACACUUGGCCGGGGCUGAAAUUUGGAUGGAGAAUAGUGGUGGGCACCAUAAUUGGAUUUCUAGGAUCAGCAUGUGGGACUGUGGGAGGUAUUGGUGGGGGUGGCAUAUUUGUGCCCAUGCUUACCCUAGUUAUUGGAUUCGAUGCAAGAUCAGCAACAGCAAUAUCAAAAUGCAUUAUUACGGGUGGAGCAGGAGCAACUGUUUUCUACAAUUUGAAGCAAAGACACCCAACCCUUGACUUGCCUGUGAUUGACUAUGACAUAGCACUUCUUUUCCAACCAAUGUUGAUGCUUGGGAUCAGUAUUGGGGUUGCUUUCAAUGUUUUUUUUCCUGACUGGUUGCUAACAGUUUUGCUAAUAAUAUUUUUCAUUGGUAUUUCAGUCAAAUCUUUCUUUAAGGGUGUUGAUACAUGGAAAAAAGAAACCCUUAAUAAGAAGGAAGCUAGGAAGAAUUCAAAGUUAAAUGAUAUUGAAAGGAUUGAAGGUGCUGCUCAUGAUCUUCAAACAGGAGACACGGUCAAAGAUAGUCAUAUCAAUAGUAAUCAAUCAAAGAAGAAAGUUUCUGUUUUUGAGAAUAUUUAUUGGAAGGAACUUGGACUUCUUUUGUCUGUCUGGAUCAUGAUACUUGCAUUACAGAUAGGCAAAAAUCACACAAAAACUUGCUCAGCGGUAUAUUGGACAUUGAAUCUACUGCAGGUCCCUAUCACUGUAGGAAUGAGUUCAUAUGAGGCUGUGCUUCUAUACAAAGGGAAGAGAGUCAUAACAUCCAAGGGAGAACAACAAACACAAUGGCGAGUGGAGCAGUUAAUUCUGUAUUGCUCCUGCGGCUUAGUUGCUGGCAUCAUUGGUGGCUUGCUUGGUCUUGGUGGAGGAUUCAUCUUGGGGCCACUUUUUAUUGGACUAGGAAUUCCUCCUCAGGUGUCAAGUGCUACAUCCAAUUUUGCAAUGGCAUUUUCUGCAUCUAUGGCAGUUGUGGAAUAUUACCUCCUGAAACGUUUCCCAGUUCCUUAUGCUCUUUACUUCGUAGCUGUAGCUAUUGUUGCUGCGCUUGUUGGGCAGCAUUUGGUUAGAAAGCUUAUUGCCAUUCUGGGGAGAGCAUCUGUGAUCAUAUUCAUCGUAGCCCUCGCACUUUUUGUGAGUGGAUCAUUACUAGGUGGAGUAGGCAUAUCAAACAUGAUUCAUAAGAUUGAAAAGAAGGAGUUCAUGGGGUUUGGAAACCUUUGCACGUACAAGGUUGGAAAUUAG